This is a messenger RNA of Plutella xylostella (diamondback moth), 1018 nucleotides long. RefSeq lists its product as uncharacterized. Gene Ontology annotation, biological process: multicellular organismal reproductive process. The record is from RefSeq and is a predicted model, not a curated record. NCBI's taxonomy places the organism in Eukaryota, Metazoa, Arthropoda, Insecta, Lepidoptera, Plutellidae.
UGUUGAACUAUCAAUUAAUACUAACAUUGGAUCUUUACAAUCACCGAUCAAUAUCACACUAAUUAAGAUUGCAAUCAUGAUAUAUAAGAAAGAACGCCGAUGGGACCUGAAAAAAACAAUUUAUUUACCUCAACAAAUUCGGUAGAAAGUGCAAUAAUGAACUCGGCAGUACUAUUCGUGGCUGCCCUGGUGGCGGUGAGCUCUGCCUACCCGCAGACGGCCCCCGCCGCGUCCCCCGCGACCCUUCCCCACCCCGUCGUCGUCGCUGUCCCUAAGGAGGACGCUGCCAGGAACCCCAUCUCUGACCUGGUGGCCUCGCUGCUGGAGCGGGCCAGCGCCUACCUGAAGGAGCAGGGGCUGGACCCCUUCAUCUACGACAAGUUUGAGGCUGGCUACGCGCUGCCCGUGCCCAGUCUGUUCAACGUAAACCUGGACGUGUCGGACGUGCGUCUGUUCGGUCUCUCCAACAUCGUCAUCAACCGUCUCAGCUACGGCAUCCUGUCCCAGAGGCUCACCUUCGACUUCUCCAUCCCCGAGAUCGUUUUUGAACUUGGUGACUUGAACCUGGAUGUCGUUGUGCUCAGCCACCUCAUGCAAGGAAAGGCUAAUGGAAAGGUGACGAUCACGAACGUAGGCGUGGACGGCACGGUGCGCGUGACGCCGAGCAUCGUGUCCGGCAUCGCCAUCCGCGAGCUGCUCAUCUACUUCUACAUCGACGGACUCAACUCGGAGAUCGAUGAGCUGAACAUCCUGGGCGUGGAGAUCUCCUCGCAGGUCAACGACUUCGUCAACGACCCGCUGCUGGCCGCCAUCAUCGCUCACAACAAAGACAUCGGUGAGAUGAUUGCCAUCAUCGUUGAGAAACUCAUUGAAAGAUUUGCGUAAGCUCUCUUUGUUCAUGACUACUGCGCGAAAACAUACUGAAAUUGCAACAGUGCUUGAUCUUCUAUCUGUAUAAUUUAUUUUAAGUUAAGUGUCCACAUCAAUUUAACAAAUAAAAUAUUAAUUUCAAAACUGA